AUGCCUCCGAAAAUCGAGCAACAAGAGAUCGAAACCUACUGGAACAUUUUCGCCACCAGAACAGGAGGCCAGAAAUAUCUUACCGGCGAGCAGGCUGCGCCCGUCCUCAAGAACAGUGGUUUACGAGAUGACCAGUUGGAGCGGGUGUGGGACCUCGCCGACGUUGACAACGAUGGCAACCUCGACUUUGAGGAGUUUUGCGUCGCCAUGAGGCUAAUCUUCGAUAUCCUCAAUGGGGAAUACGCCGACGUCCCUUCGACACUCCCAGACUGGAUGGUGCCCGAGUCCAAGUCGCAUCUCGUCCAAGCUACCCGCGCGAUUACCGGAAAGCAAGUUCAAUUCGAGAGAGUCGAGGAUGAGCCGGAUUCUCCAGGGCUCAAGGAUGGGUUUGACUGGUACAUGAAGCCCGCGGACAAGUCCAAAUACGAGCAAAUCUACCAAGAAAACAGAGAUAUGCGAGGCGAAAUAGCUUUCAAUUCCCUCGAAGACCUCUACGAAUCCCUUGAUGUACCUGAUACAGACAUCCGCUCUGCUUGGAAUCUGGUCAACCCGGCGGCCCACUCCACGAUAAACAAAGAUGCCUGUCUCGCUUUCCUACACAUGCUCAACUACCGACACGAAGGCUACCGCAUUCCCCGCAACAUUCCCGCCUCUCUCCGGUCAUCCUUCGAACGCAACAAUAUCGACUACCAGGUCGACAACCAACGCACCGCGGCGGCAUCUCGCUGGGCGACCAAGGCUGACGAUAAUACCUCUACGGGCCGCAAGGCCAAGUUCGGCGAACAGUACCUUACUCGGCUGGGCCACUCCGGGUUCAAGACAGCGGGGACCGACUUCUCGACCGAGAAGACGGAAGACUGGGAGGAAGUCCGCCUCAGGAGGCAACUCCAGGAUCUCGAGGAGAAGAUACAAAAAGUGGAAGCAGACGUGGAGAGGAAGAAGGGCGGCAAGCGAGACUCCAAGCCGGCACUCGUGAAGAGGGAGCUCGAACAAUUGCUAGACUACAAGAGGAAGCAGCUUAGGGACCUAGAAGAAGGCAAUAAUAAGGGGGCUGGCGGCGGUUCGAACUUGAAGUCCAUCUCCGAUGACUUGCAGACGAUCAGGGAGCAGGUUGAUGGGCUGGAGAGCCAUCUGCGUUCGAGGCAAUCGGUUCUAGACCAGUUGAGGCGGGAGAUUGAAGACGAGAAGGCGAGCAGAUGA
Molecule: messenger RNA, 1200 nt
Organism: Scedosporium apiospermum
Lineage: Eukaryota; Fungi; Ascomycota; Sordariomycetes; Microascales; Microascaceae
Product: Actin cytoskeleton-regulatory complex protein END3
Exons: 3
Coding region: 1-1200 (399 amino acids)
Biological process (GO): endocytosis; actin cortical patch assembly; actin filament organization
Cellular component (GO): nucleus; mating projection tip; actin cortical patch
Molecular function (GO): calcium ion binding; protein binding
Source: RefSeq, a predicted model, not a curated record